UAUGAGGUCAUAUGAAAGAGACAAUUACCAAAAAUGUGUGUGUGAAAGAAGUUGCAAUACCGGCGUGCCGGUAUCUUCUCGACAUCCUCGAUCUUCACCGGAAGCACAGCAAAGUUUCAAACGGCACGUGACCUUGGCCGAAGGAUCUUACGCCCGUGGUCUGUCACCGUCGAGAAGAUACCUUUUCACUUCCCCUUGGACGGCCACCUGAGCGACCUUGACUGAGCGCGGCGCGGGAUUCGCAGACGAUCACCUAAGACCCAGUGCUGCAGCCCCUCUCACGCGCGUGCUUGGACCCCACUUGGGUUAGCCAAUACUUAAACCGCGGGCCUACCGCGCCGCGGAUUAUUCUUGUAGCAUCGGCCGUUGGACCCGUAAGCUCACGUACGUACGCCCUGAUCGCACGCGCGUACACACGCGUGGUAUAUAUCGGAUACGUGCGGGAUAUCUAUCGUCUACGUAACUUAUUUUAAUAUUUGGUGUAUACGACUUACGUGAACGCAUAUGCGAUAUCGCGGGGACAUAUGUAGCACUCACACGCAAGUGUGCCUCGCUGAUCCUGACCCCGCGAGAGAAGGACCGCGUGCACAGUGACGAGAGCCUCCCUUGAAGUCUUUGUAACCCUUCGUCUCCCGGAAGAAGAGGAAUUUCCUCGUGAUCGGUGUUUCCGAAUCCCAUUGUGUUCACUUAUCGAUCAACGACAGCGUCCAGCAUUGGACGCUGGUAUAGAGAAAUACAGUGCAAAGAGUCAAGUGGACGGAAUUUCGGAUAAUUCAAAUCUUUGAUGGGUAGCUCGGUUUGAUGCAGCGCCACUGAAUCGAGCAGGGAUCGGUGGUUUCGGUGACGACGUAACUAGGAGCAAGAGUGGUGAAGUGCACAGUGCCGGCUUUUUUCUGAUUUCGGUGGAGCGUGAGUGGAAGAGAUGGCGUCGGCGGCAGCAGAAUUAGUAGCAGAGAGAGAGCCGGAGCUGAGGAUUGAGAUGACAGAUUCAAAUAGGACAUUCGGAAGUGCCCAAGGUCUAGUAAAAAUGGCUCUGGAUCAAUACACGGAAAUUCUCACGACAGUUUCCGAUCCACGUGUUAGCGACUGGCCGCUAAUGGAUUCGCCCGUACCGACAAUUCUUAUCGUGCUCCUUUAUUUGUACAGCGUUGUCAUAUUCGGCCCGCGUAUGAUGGCCAACAAAAAGCCAUAUAAACUCAGAGGAGUCCUGGUAGCGUAUAACGCGUUUCAAGUCGUCUUCUCACUAGAAAUGAUGUACGAGCACUUAAUGUCCGGAUGGCUGUUGGACUAUAGCUACAAAUGUCAACCGGUCGAUUACUCCCACAAUCCAUCGGCUUUGAGGAUGGCAAACCUCUGUUGGUGGUAUUUCAUCAGCAAAUUCACGGAAUUCGCUGACACGAUAUUCUUCGUAUUGCGCAAGAAGGACAGUCAGGUGACAUUCCUCCAUUUGUAUCAUCAUUCUCUAACACCCCUCGAGACGUGGAUCUGCGUGAAAUUUAUUGCGGGUGGUCAUGGUACCUUGGGCAAUCUCAUAAACAACGCGGUACAUGUAGUUAUGUAUGCAUAUUACAUGUUAGCGGCCAUGGGCCCAGAAUUUCAAAAGUACUUAUGGUGGAAAAAGCAUCUAACUACUGUACAAUUGGUGCAGUUCUUCCUGGUGUUUGUGCAUAGCGCACAGGCUCUCAUAUUCGAUUGCGGCUAUCCCAAACUGAUUGCGGCCCUCCUUCUACUUCAUGCAACAAUCUUCUUCGUGCUCUUCUCCGACUUUUACAGAUCCGCUUACCGCAAAGGAAAGUCCGCAAAGGAACUCAAGGCUGAAUAGAACACACGAGGGAACAUACGAAAGGGAAAAUCUUCGUUCCGACGAACGAAACACGCAAUACACACGUACACACAUGUCGCGUCGAAAUGUGGCUCCUUUCUAUACCGGUGAACUUUUACGCUCAUUAAUGUAUCGACAGAUGAGGAACUCAUUGACCAGUCGUAUAUACUGGAAAUUGGAUUAACGAAAAGCGAAAGAAAUUUGAAUAUUUAAAUAUACACGCGUUUAAAUCUACGCGCGAGAUACCGAAAUUCUUAAUCUACUCUGAAAACAAUAGAAUUGUAAAUAGGUCGAUAAAUAGUCAAUAAAAAGAGAACUAUGGCAUCAACAAAAAUUAUGCCGAUAAUAAUUUAUAAAUCUUAUACAUGG
Messenger RNA from Acromyrmex echinatior (Panamanian leafcutter ant), 2191 nucleotides. Its product is annotated as very long chain fatty acid elongase AAEL008004. Gene Ontology annotation, biological process: fatty acid elongation, polyunsaturated fatty acid; sphingolipid biosynthetic process; fatty acid elongation, monounsaturated fatty acid. Gene Ontology annotation, molecular function: fatty acid elongase activity. The record is from RefSeq and is a predicted model, not a curated record. Gene Ontology annotation, cellular component: endoplasmic reticulum membrane. Lineage: Eukaryota; Metazoa; Arthropoda; Insecta; Hymenoptera; Formicidae.